GAUUGAAUUCCAAAAUCGUGGCGCAGCCCACCUUCAUGGUGUUUACUGGACUACUUCCAGUAUAAAUCAAAUGAUCGAUUUAAACACGAUUAAAUCAACUCUCCCAAAUCCUAACUUAGAACCUGAUCUUUACCAAAAAGUUCGCUCAUUACAAAUACAUACCUGCAACUCCAAAUGUGGUGGCCCAGUGCCAACCGGUUCUAGAUGCAGAAAAGGAUUUCCUCGUCCCUUUGCUGAACAUACCUAUUACGAUCCAACUAACUAUAGAUAUACGUAUCAGUGUUUAACACCCGAAGACCAAUGGGUAGUCCCAUAUCAUGCCCCAACUUUGAUGGUAUGGAAUGCCCAUAUGAACGCCCAAUAUGUUACUAAUAAAGGACUUGCUCGGUAUAUAACCAAAUAUAUAAGCAAAUCUGAACCAACUCACCUAUUCAACAUACAAGAACAAUUAUGUUAUCGAGAAUAUAUCCAUGCUCGCCGAAUGGGAUCAAUGGAAUUAAUGUUCCUAUUACUUGGCGAACGCAUUACAAAUUCUUCAAUCCAAGUUCAAUUCCUAACAACUGAUCCUCCAUCCACUCG
This is a messenger RNA of Ambispora leptoticha, 579 nucleotides long. NCBI's taxonomy places the organism in Eukaryota, Fungi, Glomeromycota, Glomeromycetes, Archaeosporales, Ambisporaceae. The record is from the annotation of a GenBank genome assembly.